Setaria italica (foxtail millet) is the source of this 954-nucleotide messenger RNA. Its product is annotated as proline-, glutamic acid- and leucine-rich protein 1-like. Lineage: Eukaryota; Viridiplantae; Streptophyta; Magnoliopsida; Poales; Poaceae. The coding region runs from base 1 to 954 and encodes 317 amino acids. The record is from RefSeq and is a predicted model, not a curated record. The transcript is spliced from 2 exons.
AUGUACAACUUACAUCAAGCCUGCAUCAGAGAAUAUUAUAACCAGAGGCAGAAGAACGAAGAUGCUAAGAUGGAAUUGAUGGGUGCCCGGUAUGACAAGGAGAUGUACAAGAAGGCGGCGAUGGCCAGAGAGCAUGAUAUGGAAAAAGCAAUGCGAGAGCAAUCCAGAAGAAUUGAGGAUUAUGAAGAAAAACUCAGAGUAAUACAAGGGUUCAUUGAAGCCAGCAGGAGCAUGGCGGAUAGGGCAAGGGAGGAAGCUGAAUCAAAUGUCCAUAGGCUGGAAGCGGAAAGGUUCCAACAGCUAGACAAGAUCCUGUCACUUCGUCUAGCCUUGGAAGAGAUGCAAGCUCAGGCACCCGCACAAAAUAUUGUCAAUGUCCCACCACCUCCACCACCAGAAGAGCCUCAGCCACCAAACCCGGAGGAAGCGGAUCAAUUAGUACCUGUGAUAGAAGUAGAAGAAGAUCCAGUUCCACCUGCAGAUCCUGAGAUAGAUCUGUAUGCUCAUGAGAAUCUGGAGGGAUUUGAUGUGGACAUAGAGGACGACCAGGGUGAAGUCCCUGCGAGAAAUCAACAGUUCGCUUGGGCCAAUGCCAAUGCUGAUGGAUUAGAUCCUCAGGGCUAUGGACCCAUUCAGCAAUGGGGAGAAGAGGAACCCGAAGGUGAAGAAGAAGAAGAGGAUCCUGAAGAAAUGGAAGGAAACUCUGGAAUUAGCACCUCCGCAUCUGAUACUUCUCGCACCUGGAGCGACCCCAGGCUGGAGUCCGGAACCCCCACGCGGUUUGCGCUGAAAAAAUCGCUGCUUCCUCUUGGGGUUUCAAAGGAGGAAGAGGAUGAGAAAAAGGAUGAGGUGCUGCCCAGCAUGGAGCCCGCGAUGACCAAGUCGACCGCCGGCGACAUGCAGGUGGACGGGAACCGCUCCACCAUCUACGCGUCCGGCGACAUUCGGGGGUGA